Messenger RNA from Aspergillus homomorphus CBS 101889, 2496 nucleotides. Its product is annotated as phospholipase D/nuclease. The record is from RefSeq and is a predicted model, not a curated record. The transcript is spliced from 3 exons. Gene Ontology annotation, molecular function: D-type glycerophospholipase activity. Gene Ontology annotation, biological process: cell motility; phosphatidic acid biosynthetic process; intracellular signal transduction. Bases 1 to 2496 code for a protein of 831 amino acids. Lineage: Eukaryota; Fungi; Ascomycota; Eurotiomycetes; Eurotiales; Aspergillaceae.
AUGCCGUCCUUUCUCGACAGGGCAACCGCCGCCGCCAAGAACCUGUCUACUGCCUCGAUCCAGAGCCCAGUUAGUCUGGAUGAUGUGACAAAAAGGCUCGGAAUAUCAAAUAUUUCAGAAACGGUUUCGGCAUGGAGAGGAACAGACGAGCAGGAAAACCAAACUCGUUAUUCGAGCUCCUCACCCAUCUCCGACGGGAACAAUGUCAAAUUUCACGUUGAUGGGUGCGCCUAUUUCUGGGCCGUCUCGGAGGCGCUGCUGACUGUGAAAGAGUCGGUUUGGAUUCUUGGAUGGUGGGUGUCUCCGGAAGUCUACCUGAGGCGGCCUCCAUCGGAAAAUGAACAGUAUCGACUGGACCGCAUGCUGCUGGCUGCAGCGGAGCGUGGUGUCAAGGUGAAUGUGGUGGUCUUCAAGGAGGUUCCUCAGGUGAUGUAUCUAUCUUCAAAACACACCAAGCGCGCACUGGAGGCGUUGCACCCGAACAUCUCAGUUUUCCGAUACCCCGAUCUCAUCCAAGGAGCGCAGGGAGUCAUAUCUUCGACUAAAGGCCUGCUCCAAAGUAUCACUGCGUCCGGGGUUUCGGGCCUUGGGAAGAUCUCAGAUGAGACGCUCCAGACCAUGUUUGGUAUCGCAGGCGGACCGACCCUGCUCUGGGCUCACCAUGAGAAACUCGUCAUUUGCGACCAGAAGAUCGCCUUUCUUGGUGGCAUUGACUUGUCCUAUGGGCGAUGGGACACCAUCCAACAUCCCAUUGCAGAUGCCCACCCUGGAAACCUCGAUGAUAUUGUGUUCCCCGGUCAAGACUACAACAACGCUCGUGUCAUGGAUUUCAAGAACCUGGAUCGAUGGGAACACAAUAAACUCAGUCGCUUGACUACCUCCCGUAUGGGCUGGCAAGAUAUCUCGGUCAGUUUGACGGGUCCUGCCGUCGCCGAAAUCAGUCGUCAUUUUGUCGAGCGCUGGAACUUCAUUCACAACCUAAAAUACAACGCUCGUUUGCCCGGCUUUCGGACUUACGAGGCCCUGCCACCGGCGAAGCCUUCGGCCACUCCUUCUGAGCUACCCAAGGGAUCAGUUUCUUGUCAGCUGGUCCGGAGUGUUAAUCGGUGGAGCGAUGGGAUAUCAACCGAAAACAGCAUCUACAACGCGUACAUCGACAUCAUCGAGAAGAGCGAGCAUUUUGUCUAUCUAGAGCAACAGUUUUUCAUCACCUCAACCGGAACAUGGCUGGGUACCGUGUGGAACCGCGUGGGAGAAGCAUUGGUGGCACGAAUUCUGCGAGCAGCCCGCGAGGGGAAACGGUACAAGGUUAUAGUCGUGAUGCCAGCGGUCCCGGCGUUCCCGGGCGAUUUGCAGGCACUAGUAUCGGGCCACCCGCCCCGUGCGAUCAUGAAGCUUCAGUACAAGUCUAUCAACCGGGGAGGGUUCAGUAUCAUGGACAAGAUCAAAAGAGCUGGUGUCAACCCGGAAGAGUACAUUCGCUUCUAUAAUCUGCGGAGCUACGACCGGAUCAACGAGAGCGGGGUGUUGCAGCAAGCCACCGAGGCGAGCCAUGUGGACUACAAUGCUGCCAGCCAGGAGCACGACGACAUGGUUGAUCCAUUCGGCCUUCGCGCCCAGAAUGAGAUCGGCGAAUUCGAAGCAACUGAAAUAACGGCCGAUCAUAAAGCGUACCGUGAUUACCAGAAGGCGUCCACUGGCCACAGUAGCGACUGGGAUACCGUGAGCUCCUGCUACAUGCUCGGUGGAGAGGACAUUCGGAACGUUCCGUGGCCCGCUGGAGGCUCUGUUCCGGAGAUUGACGCUUUUGUCAGUGAGGAACUCUACGUGCACUCCAAGGUCCUGAUAGCCGAUGAUCGCGUAGUCGUCUGUGGUUCAGCCAAUCUGAACGACCGCUCGCUCAAGGGAAGUCGGGACUCAGAGAUCGCGCUCGUCAUCGAGGAUCAGACCUCCUUGGACACGACGAUGAAUAAUCAACUCUACCAAGCUAGUAGAUUCGCUGCCACUCUAAGACGAUAUCUCUUCCGCAAGCAUCUCGGCCUGUUGCGGCCGCAAGACAUGCGCAAGCCUGAUAGCCAUUUCCUGCCAGCCCCGGUACCCAUUGACUACGACUACGGCUCAGCUGAAGAUCAGCUUGUCGCGGACCCCCUGAGCGACGAGUUCCUGGAAUUGUGGAAUGGGCUAGCAAACGCGAACACCCUGGCGUUCCGGAAGGUAUUCGCGCCCAUGCCGGACGACACGGCCAAGACCUGGUUCCAAUACCAGACCCUCUUCUGGAAACGCUACCUCGGUCCAGAUGGGUUGCACAUGGCGAAAUGGGGGCAUGUUCAGAAGAGCAAUUUCUCUAGCGGCGAGGAAGGGGCCAAGGAGGUUAAGGAGGAGUUGUCCAAGAUCCGAGGCACUUUGGUGGAGAUGCCGUUGGAGUUCUUGAUCAAUACCGAUAUUCAGAUCGAGGAUCCUGGAUACAAUAUCAUCACGAGGCAGGGGUAUGUGUAA